AUGAAUCAGAAUCCUGCUGUGAAGAGGAGGCCAUCACCACCAGAGGACCACAAUGUGAUAUCCCUCCGCGGCACAGCGCCCCCUAGAGGCCUGCAGGAGGACCAUGAUGUGAUAUCCCUCCGCGGCACAGCGCCCCCUAGAGGCCUGGUUCAGACCGACAGCCCUAACUUCCUGUGCAGCAGCCUGCCGCAGCACUGGAGGAGCAACAAGAGCCUGCCCAGGGUCUUCAGCGUGGUUGCCCUGGGAAACGACGUUCCUGACGGUGUUGUUGUCGUGGUGAUGGCCGGGAAUGAUGACAACAGCAGGGCGGAGCUACGUAACGCCACAGCAACCAUGAAGCAGGGACACGCCCACUUCACUGACCUGCGCUUCAUAGGGCGCAGCGGCAGAGGUAAGACCUUCACCCUCUCCAUCAACGUGAUGACCUCUCCUCCUCAGGUCGCCACCGUACACAAAGCCAUUAAAGUAACUGUGGACGGACAGCGGCUGCCGAGACGACAGAGGCAAAAGGAGGUGAAAUUAGGAGCGUUCAGGGCCUCCUGCAGCAGCACUGCAUCAACAGAUUGUAGAUCCUUCCCCUCCUCUCUAUGGACCAAUGAGGCGUCGUUCCUGGGUCAAAUGUCUUCUCCCAGAAUGCACCACCUCUCCUACUCCACCCAGCCCCCCCCUUACAGCUACCUGUCCCCCCCUCCUCUGAGCCACAGUGGUCCGUUCCAACCCAGCAGCUUCUACUACGGACCGAACCAAAUGAUCCAAAGCACGGGGGACGACCGAAAUGUUGUCUCGGCUCUGUCCAAUUACAUCGAAGGGGCGUGUCUUUCUUUGCGGGGGGAGGAGCCUGUCUGGAGGCCAUAUUAA
This is a messenger RNA of Trematomus bernacchii (emerald rockcod), 858 nucleotides long. Its product is annotated as runt-related transcription factor 3-like. Gene Ontology annotation, molecular function: ATP binding; DNA-binding transcription factor activity, RNA polymerase II-specific; RNA polymerase II cis-regulatory region sequence-specific DNA binding. Gene Ontology annotation, cellular component: nucleus. The record is from RefSeq and is a predicted model, not a curated record. Gene Ontology annotation, biological process: regulation of cell differentiation; regulation of transcription by RNA polymerase II; hemopoiesis. Bases 1 to 858 code for a protein of 285 amino acids. Lineage: Eukaryota; Metazoa; Chordata; Actinopteri; Perciformes; Nototheniidae. The transcript is spliced from 6 exons.